Messenger RNA from Setaria italica (foxtail millet), 717 nucleotides. RefSeq lists its product as uncharacterized. The transcript is spliced from 2 exons. The record is from RefSeq and is a predicted model, not a curated record. NCBI's taxonomy places the organism in Eukaryota, Viridiplantae, Streptophyta, Magnoliopsida, Poales, Poaceae. The coding region runs from base 1 to 717 and encodes 238 amino acids.
AUGGCGUACUGCCAUGCCAUCCGCCAGCUUGAGGACAAAUUCGACAGUCUCGAGCUCAACCACGUCGCAAGACGCUUCAACGAGGCAGCCUACGAACUGGCAAAGGCAUCAUUCGGCCGGGGGCCAGUCCCCGCCGGUGUGUUUGUCAAUAACUUGCAUAAGCCCUGGGUCUACUAUGAAGAACCAGGAGAGGCUGGCACCAAGACACUUGUCCCGGACCCAGAGGCUGACCCCUCCGACCCUGAGGUUAUGGAGAUCGACACAGAAUCGACAAAAGGGCCCGACCCUCUGCCUGACUGGAGAGCUCCGUACCUUGACUACCUCAUCUGUGAGUCACUCCCAACGGACAAGACGGAAGCACAGAGGAUUGCCCGUCGCGCCAAGUCCGUCGUCAUCAUUGACCAAGAGCUCUACAAGCGAAGCCAUACUGGGAUCCUACAACGCUGCAUCCCCUCCGAUCAAGGAAGGUCGCUGCUCCAUGACAUCCACGCCGGGGCCUGCGGUCACCAUGCCGCACCAAGAACCCUCAUCGGGAACGCUUUCCGACAAGGCUUCUACUGGCCGACGGCAGUCGCCGACGCCACCCGCGUGGGUCUCAAGCCACAGAUCUUCAACCGCCUCAACAAGUUUGGCAGGCGAUGGGUUGUGGAACUCCCCGCGGUCCUAUGGAGCCUAAGGACGACCCCCUGCAGGGCAACUAGCUUCACCCCAUUCUAA